Molecule: messenger RNA, 1630 nt
Organism: Chrysoperla carnea
Lineage: Eukaryota; Metazoa; Arthropoda; Insecta; Neuroptera; Chrysopidae
Gene: Pdfr
Product: PDF receptor
Exons: 12
Coding region: 1-1458 (485 amino acids)
Biological process (GO): cell surface receptor signaling pathway; adenylate cyclase-modulating G protein-coupled receptor signaling pathway
Cellular component (GO): plasma membrane
Molecular function (GO): G protein-coupled peptide receptor activity
Source: RefSeq, a predicted model, not a curated record
AUGGGAAAUAGCUUAAUUUCAUAUUCCAAUAAAAAUUUAAUCAAUGGAAAUGAUGUGAUGGCCGAAGAGUGUUUGAAAAAGUACGAACAUCGUAUACCAUCAUCUGCAGAUUUAUUUUGCAAUUGGACAUACGAUCGAAUAUUAUGUUGGCCUCCGACCAAAGCUGGUACAACAACGAGUCAAAAAUGUCCUCCAAUUCAAGGCAGUGACACAACGAAAUUGGUAUACAAGAGAUGCAGUAUAGACGGUACGUGGGAAGGAAUAACUCCGAAUGAUACAUCCCGACCUAGUGGCUAUACUCAUUACAACAUAUGUUUUCUACCUGAAAUUCAAGAUCUACUUAACAAAUUAGAUUCAGGUGGUUUAGCUGCCAGAGAAUAUAAAUUGGAUAUUGCCUGGCGGACACGUAUCCUAGAAAUGGUUGGCCUUACGAUUUCAUUGGCAGCUUUGAUUAUAUCGUUAAUUAUAUUUUCCCGUUUUAGGGGAUUAAGAAAUAAUCGCACAAGAAUACACAAAAAUUUAUUUUUGGCUAUGGUGGUCCAAGUUAUUAUACGCCUUACACUUUAUGUUGAUCAAAUGAUUGGUCAGAUAUAUAAAAAUAAUGAAGAUCGCGUAGGAAUUGAAAAUACGCCCUAUUUAUGUGAAGGAUGUUAUGUUCUAUUAGAGUACGCCCGCACAGCAAUGUUUAUGUGGAUGUUCGUGGAAGGUUUAUAUUUACAUAACGUUAUUACCGUCACCGUAUUUCAGGAGCAUUCAUAUUAUGUUGCAUAUAGUUUAUUAGGAUGGGGUGCACCAGCUGUUAUGACUGCUACUUGGGAGAUAACAUUGGUUUUGAAACAAGGUUCAAGUUGCUGGUAUGGUUACAAUCUAAUGCCAUAUUUUUGGAUAUUAGAAGGUCCUCGUUUAACAGUAAUUUUGCUAAACUUUUUAUUUUUGUUGAAUAUUAUCCGAGUUCUGGUUGUAAAACUACGACAAAGUCGUUCAAGUGAAACUGAACAAGUUCGUAAAGCAGUUCGCGCAGCACUAGUAUUAUUACCAUUACUCGGCAUUGCAAAUAUCCUAAAAAUUCCUGGUGUACAAACGUUAGACAAAGCUGUGUGGGAGUUUGCAUUAUGGUCAUAUACAACUCACUUCAUAACCUCAUUUCAAGGAUUUUUUAUUUCGUCAAUCUAUUGUUUUUGUAACGGCGAGGUACGAACUGCCGUUAUGAAAAGUGUAUCUGUAUAUUUAUCGUUACGUGGUGAUACAUUUCAACAACCACGAAGAAAUUCCUAUGUAUCUGGAUAUUAUGAUACUGCUAUUGCAGCACCAGUUAUAUCAACGGUGGACGAUGAUCGAGCCACAACUCCAAAUAUUAUUAAACCACGAAGGUAUUGUUUUCCAUGCUGUUGUAAAAGGGAGCAGUUGACAAAAGCACCUGUAACCAGUGGAUAUUUUGCUAAUGAGACCCAAGUGUGAUAUCAACCACAACCUGCCUGAUUAGAAACUAAAAAUGAAAUAUUUGUAUCUCAAUAAUUUGUAUUCGAUUUCGAAAAAUAAAAAAAUACAAGCCAACGUGGCAAAAUAGCUGAGCGGUAAAGUAUCCGAAGCAAGAUUAAUCACACAAUUAAUUGAUGAAAAUUGCUUACAA